Oldenlandia corymbosa var. corymbosa is the source of this 1050-nucleotide messenger RNA. The record is from the annotation of a GenBank genome assembly. NCBI's taxonomy places the organism in Eukaryota, Viridiplantae, Streptophyta, Magnoliopsida, Gentianales, Rubiaceae.
AUGGAUCCACCAAUCGUGAAUGAAGCCUCAUUUUCAGCUGCAAAUCCUUCUUCAUACAGUCUAGCUGAACUUUGGCCGUUUCCGAUCCCAGGAAACAGUGCCAGGGAGAUCGGAGCUUUAGGGAUGAGAAUGGGGAGCAUGAGCGGCUUCAAUGGGGCUGCAAUUUCUGUAAAUGAAUCUACUGUAACGGAACUUAGCGGGAGCCGGAGUGGUGGUGGUGGUGGUAAGGCCGGACCUGGCUUCAGAAAGAGGAAGGAUUUGGGUUGUGAGGAUGAUUCCGCCAGACUUGCUUCCACUAGCAGCCGAAAUGGGUUGGAUGAUUUUGAUGUUAAGAAGAUGAAGCCAUCGGGAGUCAGAGUUCAGGAUUGUGAUCCACAAGCAGAAGGGGAAACAAGCUCACAGACUGGUAAUAAGCCCAGUGAGCAGAACGGUAAACCUGAGCCGCCUAAAGACUACAUCCAUGUCAGAGCAAGGCGAGGACAAGCUACGGACAGUCACAGUCUAGCUGAGAGAGCUAGACGAGAAAAGAUCAGCGAGAGGAUGAAAAUUUUACAAGAUCUGGUUCCUGGCUGUAAUAAGGUAAUUGGAAAAGCCUCAGUACUUGAUGAAAUAAUCAACUAUGUCCAGUCGCUUCAGCGUCAAGUUGAGUUCUUGUCCAUGAAGCUCGAAGCAGUGAAUGGAACAAUCAACCAUCUAGAAGAUUAUACUUCCAAAGAUCUUGCAGGUCCAUCAUUUGAUGCAUCUGCUACGAUGACAAUUUUCGGGCCACAAACUGCAAGGGAACAUCCUCAAGGCACAAAUCCAGCAUGGUUACAUAUGCAAGUUGGUGCAGCUGUUACUGCACAAGAAAUACCUUCUGCAAAAUCAACUCCACUACAAUCAUUCAUUGAAUACAUCCCACGAGUCAAGGAAGAGAUCGUCGUGACGGAUACCAAGGUGAUCGUGCUAGACGAGGUGUGGGAGGUUAGCACUGGAAGCGGCAGGGAAAGGAAUGGGCAGUGCCCUAAUCCGAGGUCAAGCAAAUACGCCGAUGAUCUUAAAAACGUAUAA